AUGCCUCUAUAUCUCCCUGUUGCUUUUGCGUUGUUGCAGGCGUCUAACCAUGGUUCACCUGUUGCUCCACCUGGUUUCGAAAAUGCCAACGUUGCUGCUGCUCCUGGUUAUGGUUACGCCACUGGAGAAGAACUCAGGGGUAUAAGGGUUGAUGGUCAGCCUCUUGCUGCAGAGGUUAAUGCCAGAGCUACCAGGGCUCCGGCGCGUCAUCCAGCUCCUUUUAUUGAUAGACAAGAGGACAUGUUCACAAUGAUGGGAGAGGACGAUGGUGAUGUUGCUAGAAUGGAAGAUAGAGAUCGUAAGGGAGUGUUCAUGGACCGAAUGGGGAGUUGCCCAUUCGGAAGCUUCUCUGAUGUGGUAAUCUGUGGUGAAAGGACCGAGAGUUUGAUCAAAGCUGGAAAGAUCAACGAUGCGGGUUCCUCUUCAUCAAAGAAACCUUUCUCUGGGGCACCUCGCCGUAGAGAAGGUGAAGCCAGCGCUGUUCAGCAUCGCCGGGGGCCGAAUAGAAAUCAGCAUCAAUAUAGACAGGUUGCUGCAGUGACCAUCCCUGCACCGCAACAACGUCCACCUCCUCAACAACCAAGACAACAACAACAACAGCAACAACGUCCUUAUCAGCUGAGGCAGAGGCUGCAACCGGAUAGAAGGUUUGACCCGCUACCUAUGUCAUAUGCUGAGCUUCUACCUGAGUUGCUCAGAUUGGGUUUCGUGGAGUUGAGAACUAUGGCUCCACCGACUGUCUUGCCACCUGGGUAUGAUGCAAAUGUCCGGUGCGAUUUCCAUUCAGGGGCACCCGGGCAUAACAUAGAGAAGUGUCGGGCUUUCCAGCACAAAGUCCAAGAUUUGAUCGAUUCUAAGACGAUCGAUUUCUCCCCUGUGCCGAAUGUUGUAAAUAAUCCUAUGCCUGCGCAUGGUGCUCAUAGGGUAAACUGUGUUGAAGGGGUUGAAUCUGAAGAGCUGGUUGCCAAUGUUGAAGAGAUUCAGACUCCUUUGCUGGUAGUUAAAGACCGUCUGCUGAAUAGUGGAGUUCAUCCGGGCUGUGAUAGAGACUGUUUGGGCUGUGAAGAGUCAGAGGAUGGGUGUGAAUUACUGAGGGCUGGUAUCCAGGGUUUGAUGGAUCAGGGCCGUGUUCAGUUUGGUAGGGCUGAUAACAGAGAUCAAGGGGCAGUGUCUACUGUCACUAUCUUCUUCAAGCCAGCUGAAGGGCGUGCGCCUACAACCAGUGGUAAUCCAGUUACCAUCUCCACGCCAGUUUCCACCAAUAUUCCUACAACCAUCGUCGCUCCGGUUAGAAGGGCCGAGAAUAACAAUGCUGUGCCUUGGAGGUACGACAAUGCCUACCGAAGCAACAGGAGGGCUGAGAACAGGGUCAAGCCUUCAAAUCAAGCGCCUGUGACGAUUUUUGCACCUGCUAGUAAAGCUCCGGUCGUUGUGAGUCCUGCUGUGGACAAUGAGAUUUCUGUCAAUCAACUUGAAGGUGUAAUUGCUAACGUGACUACCCGACACGGUGUAUGGUUCACAGAUUUUGAUUUGACACCUGAGGGGCGGAACCACAACAAGGCCUUGCACAUCACCAUGGAAUGCAAGGGGGCUGUGCUGUCACAUGUCUUGGUGGACACCGGAUCUUCGUUGAACGUGCUGCCUAAGCAAAUAUUGAAGAAGAUACCGAUUGAAGGGGUUGUGCUGACGCCGAGUGACCUGGUUGUGCGUGCAUUCGAUGGAUCCAAGCGCUCUGUCUUCGGUGAAAUCACUUUGCCUAUAAGGAUAGGUGUUAUUGAGGAACUGUUGCAGGAGAAAUCGCGAAGAACUUGGCUAAACCGCAACUGUCAUCACCUUGUUCAUCCAUGGCAUCUUGAAGUUUCUACAUCAUCAAGCUGUGUCGAGCUAAACUUCUACUUGCAUUCAUCUUCCACAACACCAUAG
This is a messenger RNA of Lathyrus oleraceus (garden pea), 1923 nucleotides long. RefSeq lists its product as uncharacterized. The transcript is spliced from 5 exons. NCBI's taxonomy places the organism in Eukaryota, Viridiplantae, Streptophyta, Magnoliopsida, Fabales, Fabaceae. Bases 1 to 1923 code for a protein of 640 amino acids. Gene Ontology annotation, biological process: proteolysis. Gene Ontology annotation, molecular function: aspartic-type endopeptidase activity. The record is from RefSeq and is a predicted model, not a curated record.